Trachymyrmex septentrionalis is the source of this 2343-nucleotide messenger RNA. RefSeq lists its product as uncharacterized. The transcript is spliced from 3 exons. The coding region runs from base 1 to 2343 and encodes 780 amino acids. Lineage: Eukaryota; Metazoa; Arthropoda; Insecta; Hymenoptera; Formicidae. The record is from RefSeq and is a predicted model, not a curated record.
AUGAAGCAGCCUGUUAUAGCUAGUGUCAUCGAGUUCUCAUCGAAACUCAUCAUGGUGAACACGAACAAUAUCCUCGUGGCAUUUGCCAUCACCUUUCUGGCCUCUUUAUCUCUGAGUUCGGCUUACGCCAAGCACAACUUAGAUACCCCUAAGCAUUUCGAUCGUGAACUUGGACCAUUUCUUCGGGAAAAGAGAGAGAAGGAAGCCGAAGUAUUCGAUCUAAGAAAUAAUAAUCCUUUGGAAUUAGAAGAAGAACCGUUAGAGCCAAAAUCCAUCUAUGAGAGAAGAACGCUCGAAGAAGAGGCAAAGGACGUUAAUAAAAGUGAGGAGCAGGAGAAACUGAAUAUCAAGCCUAAAACAAACAACGAUAUUGCAGAAGAAGAGGGAGAUGCUCAGGAUGACGUAUUUUCGUACAGAAGUAUGCACGAUCUUAUUCAAGCAUUGAUUCUUGCGGAUGAAGAGGACAUUGCUGAGAGAUUGCAACAAUUGCGAGAGAAUACUACGAAAUCUGAGAGGUUUAGUAAUUUGCCGAAGCGUCAAGCGGUUGCAUCCGCAGCCGCAGCCGCAGCCGCAGCCGCAUCAAACGGACUCGUCGGAGCGAAUCCGUGGGAUGUCAUUCCUCUGGUCAAUCUGGAUGCUCACUCUUGUGAAGUCGAGGCUUUCUCACACGGUCACUUUCAUCUAUCGGGUACGAUCGUGCACGAGUUCUUCUGUGAGCUGAGGAAAUUUUGGCACUACAACCUGAUUGCCUUGCGGAAUUUGAGGUCCGGGCUUAGCUUGGGGCCAUUGAUAGAUGAGGAUGUCUCCGGCAACAUUUUUGGCCGCUUGUUUCAUCACACCUCGCAUCUUCUCCACGUCGUUAUCAAAGAACCCCAUCAUCUGCUGAUUUUGCCCGACAUAAUUCAAGAUGCCGUACCGUUCCCUAGCAUUAUUGGUGCCAUUCACCGGAUCAAAUACGUCUUCUUCAAAGUGCUGCAGUUUGGGUUCAAUCUCUUCCGCACACACGUUCGUCACGUCCUUGUACAUUUGUUCUCUCAUCUACGUUUGGGCCUGCUGCAUCACUUGGGAAGAUUCAGCUCGAUACUUCCGCUGGAGGAGAUAGUCGCAGAACCGAUCGUGUCUACAGCGGCGUCUGCGGUGUCCACGGCGACGGCAACGGCGACUGCGACUGCGGCCACCAGUGAUAGCUCAGUCGUUGUUCCGGAUUAUGAGACAUCAUUGGCGGAAGUCCUAUCUUCGUUCCGCGGCUUCUACCACGGUUACCACGCGUCUGGAGUACCUCAUCUAAUUAGAACUGGUAUAAGAGGCAUUUCUUUCCCCUCGGCGUUCUCCAGAAUCGGCUCGUACUUGUCACCCUUCUGUGGUAACUUUGGGUACGGACCGAUUGAACAGAGCACCACAGUGACGACGUCCAGCGCGUCGAGUUCCGUCGCUAUUGGUAGUGGCCCGGUAGUAAGCCCAGUGAUAGAACCGGUAGCACCCGUCGUUCCUAUCGAGACUGAAAUUGCGAGCUCCUCGGCGUCCGCUACCGCCACCGCCACCGUCGCCGAGACGCAGCCGGUAUUUUCCGCUGGACCGACGAUAGCGGAAGUAUCACCGAUAGUAUCAGGCUAUCCGACUGCGUCCCUGAUUCAACCGGAAGUCGUGCCCAGCGUUUUGGAGAACAACGUGGCAGCCGCCUCCGCUGCGGCUGCUUCUUCAGCGGCAAACGUUAUCUCGACCCCUGUUGUUGGACGAGUGCCAUUCAGCCUGCCGUGGCGCAGAUACGGACCGAGCCUGUCCACUGUCGCACCCGCGGCAGCGACCGCGACUGCAGCCGCAAGCGCGUCCGCUUCCACGGGAGGUGAUCGCACCGUGCUCGGACCGUCUCCAUAUCUGGGCCUUGAUCGCAGAAUCAAAUAUCCACUGAUUCGUUCGCAAGUCUUACGUCCCGUCGUGGUUCCGUCAUCGGCUGCCGCCUCAUCAGCCGCCGCAUCAGCCGCCGCAUCAGCCGCCGCAUCUGCCGCCGCAUCGACCUCCUCGGCUGCCGUGGCUAGCAGCUCUGCCAUUUCCUCGGGCGGUUUUAACAUCGUCCUGCCCAGAGAACAGAUAGUUAGCGCUCUCGGUUAUGACUACCUACUGCCGGGCGACAUUAUUUCGGUCACCCUGAGGAACAAAUCGAGCCUGUUCGGCCGCGUACUCGAUGCCACCAGCCCAAUCACGUUCAGUUUCCUAAGACCGAAAAUACGUGCCUCUUUUCUCCACCACGGUGGACGGAUCUGGAAGCUCCUGCCUAAAGACUUCAGGGAUCCCGAGUGCUAUAGGAAAUUUAACAAUCCUCUACUCUUGCAUUACGGUCUUUAA